GGUAAUUCAUCCCAUGAUCCUAUUCUCCAAAAUGCUAGAUAUGCUACGAUUCUAUCCUCAGAAAUAAACGGAAAACAGCGUCGUUGCGUGUUAAGAAUAUAAAAGCAGCUGUGCAUAGAGACUAUAGCGGUGGCUGUCAGAGCGAAGGACGGUUUGUUUACAAUAAACAUCACUGAUAAAUGGUCCCGUGAGCGACGGACAUCAUGAAUACUGCUGAUUUUCAGACGCAGUUAACAUCCAUCAUGGAAAUGCUGGCGAAAACAGCUGUGGUUGAAAUAGGCAAACUUUUCGAGGAGAAUUCUUUGUUGCUGCGCUUAGAGAUUUCACGAUGUACAAACGAAAACGAAUCUCUGAAAAAGAAAUGCCAUUUUCUGGAGAACGAACUUCAGUCUGCACGGAAAAGCGCUGGGAAGAUGAACGGGACAGAGGCUCCAUUUAACCAUCCGGGGCUUACAGAGACCGGACGUCGUCCCACAAUCGACAGUGUCUUCGGUAAGGAAUGGUGCAUGAACCUCUGGAGACAUGGGGAGCCAAAUAUUGGUGAGCAGGAGGACACACAUAUGGACUCUGCAUCCAUCGCAGAAGAGCCAGUGGAUCUGCUGGAUGAAGAACCAGAUAUGAUCAUGAUUAAGGAGGAGACAUUCGAAGACUGCUCUGGGAAAAAUAACUCUGAGGAAGAUGAAAGUUGCAGUUUGAGAGGACCUGCAAUGCCCAGUGAUGAAAGAUGUGUCGCCCAAAGCUCUGAUGAUUUUAUCACAUACACCGUACCUUCAGAUGACCAAGUCCAAGCGAACGUACAGCAGACACAAGCUGAGGAACAACCUCUUGAGGGAACGAUCUCUACACAUGGAGACAGUACAACAGAGCAAACUUUCCAUAGCACACACAACCACACAAGUACUUCAGAAGAAAAGAGGUUUGAGUGUGUAUUCUGUCAAAGAACUUUCAACAAACUAACCUAUCUGAAAGCACACAUGCGAACACACUCCGGAGAAAAACCUUUCGCCUGUACAGUUUGCGGUAAAAGAUUUGCUCAAAAAACGUACCUCAGAAUACACCAGCGUACUCAUUCUGGCGAGAGGCCGUACUCGUGCAUGGAGUGUGGAAAGAGCUUUGCUCAAAAGAGCUCUCUGAACGUACACCUCCGAAGCCACACUGGAGAAAAGCCAUAUAGCUGCUCCGAGUGUGGUAAAAGCUACGCGUACAAACAGGGCUUCAAUACACACCAGUGCUUCAGUUAGACUAUUACUGAAGUUGAUCUGUAUCAAAGUUGCUGUUACAGCAGAGUGCGCAUUACUCGGCAAUAUGAACCAUUAAGAAAUUGUAAGUAUGUCCAUGUUAGUCGUUCAACAGUGUUUGGAUCGUGUUAUACAGAAGCAUCUGUGCAUUGACUUCAACUUCAUUUAGGACCAUGUAGAUAUGUAUAUUCAUUCGAAACAGAGGGAUAAAAAAAACAUGCUUUAAUAAACUUGACAAAGUGAGUGAAAUCAUGCAAACCACUUUUUUAUUCAGCAUGGUUGAAAAUACACAUAGUAACUGUUUUUUGCUUACACAUGCAAUCUAGUUGACAUCUGAACUUGAACAAAUCAAACUUCUAGAAGCAUCGAACGUACUACAAACUACUGAAAUUACAGUUUCCGGAAAGAUCUGUAAAGAUCAAGUACUGUUACUGGUCGCUUUACACUAAUGGCCCAAAACUAAUGUAGCAUUAUGAUAAUGUUUUAAAAAAACAGGGACCAUAUUCACAAAAAAAUCUUUAGGCUAAAGCCUUAAUUUAGUGAUGUGUUUACCUCUGGUGGUCUUUUAUAUCUAGACUAUAUAUAUACACAAACAUUAUCAUUUAAAAGUUUGGGAUGAUUGAGAUUUUUUUCAUUUACAUUUAAGGUCAAAAGUUUACAUACACCUUGCAGAAUCUGCAAAAUGUUCAUUAUUUAACCAAAAUAA
Labeo rohita (rohu) is the source of this 1944-nucleotide messenger RNA. RefSeq names its product zinc finger protein 33B. The transcript is spliced from 4 exons. The record is from RefSeq and is a predicted model, not a curated record. NCBI's taxonomy places the organism in Eukaryota, Metazoa, Chordata, Actinopteri, Cypriniformes, Cyprinidae. Bases 204 to 1241 code for a protein of 345 amino acids. Gene Ontology annotation, biological process: regulation of transcription by RNA polymerase II. Gene Ontology annotation, molecular function: DNA-binding transcription factor activity, RNA polymerase II-specific; RNA polymerase II cis-regulatory region sequence-specific DNA binding.